GCGCCCGACGCGCCGGGCACGAGCGAGGGCCGUCCGGGGCCAGGCCCAGCCGCGGGGACAUGUCGGUCAGCGAGCUCUACAGCAAGUAUACAAGGGUCUGGAUCCCUGACCCUGAAGAAGUGUGGCGCUCAGCAGAAUUAACCAAGGACUACAAGGAGGGAGAGAAGAUCCUCCAGCUGAAACUUGAAGAUGAAACUAUCCAGGAAUACCCAAUUGAUGUCCAAAACAACCAGCUGCCUUUUUUGAGGAAUCCUGAUAUUUUGGUGGGAGAAAAUGACCUCACUGCACUUAGCUAUCUGCAUGAGCCUGCAGUUCUGCAUAAUCUAAAGGUCCGUUUUCUGGAGUCGAACCACAUCUACACUUACUGUGGUAUUGUGCUUGUUGCCAUUAAUCCAUAUGAACAGUUGCCAAUCUAUGGACAAGAUGUCAUCUAUGCUUACAGUGGCCAAAAUAUGGGCGACAUGGACCCCCACAUCUUUGCUGUGGCAGAAGAAGCCUACAAGCAGAUGGCCAGAGAUGAGAAGAACCAGUCCAUCAUAGUCAGCGGGGAGUCUGGAGCCGGGAAGACGGUGUCAGCCAAGUAUGCCAUGCGUUAUUUUGCCACAGUUGGUGGCUCAGCCAGUGAAACCAACAUUGAAGAGAAGGUCCUGGCGUCCAGUCCCAUCAUGGAGGCCAUUGGAAAUGCUAAAACCACCCGCAAUGACAACAGCAGUCGCUUUGGAAAGUACAUUCAGAUUGGCUUUGAUAAAAGGUACCACAUCAUUGGGGCCAACAUGAGGACCUACUUGUUGGAAAAGUCCAGAGUGGUCUUUCAGGCAGACGACGAGCGGAAUUACCACAUCUUUUACCAGCUCUGUGCUGCUGCCAGCCUUCCGGAAUUUAAGGAGCUUGCCCUAACAUGUGCCGAGGACUUUUUCUAUACGUCCCAGGGAGGAGACACAUCUAUCGAGGGUAUAAAUGAUGCUGAAGACUUUGAGAAGACACGACAAGCCUUCACACUUCUUGGAGUGAGAGAGUCCCAUCAGAUAAGCAUUUUUAAGAUAAUUGCUUCUAUCCUGCACCUUGGAAAUGUGGAGAUUGAGGCCGAACGUGAUGGUGAUUCCUGUAGUAUAUCACCCCAGGACGAACACCUAAACAACUUCUGCCAACUGCUAGGGGUGGAGCACGAUCAGAUGAGGCACUGGCUGUGCCACCGCAAGCUGGUCACCACCUCGGAGACCUACGUCAAGACCAUGUCCCUGCAGCAGGUGGUCAAUGCACGCAACGCCCUGGCCAAGCACAUCUACGCCCAGCUGUUCAGCUGGAUCGUGGAGCACAUCAACAAGGCCCUGCACACCUCCCUCAAGCAGCACUCCUUCAUCGGGGUCCUGGACAUCUACGGGUUUGAGACGUUUGAGGUAAACAGCUUUGAGCAGUUUUGUAUCAACUAUGCUAAUGAAAAGCUCCAGCAGCAAUUCAACUCGCAUGUAUUCAAACUGGAGCAAGAAGAAUACAUGAAGGAGCAGAUUCCUUGGACCUUGAUUGACUUUUAUGAUAACCAACCUUGUAUUGACCUCAUAGAAGCUAAGCUGGGUAUCUUGGACCUGUUGGAUGAAGAAUGUAAGGUUCCCAAAGGUACUGACCAGAACUGGGCUCAAAAACUCUAUGACCGACACUCUAGCAGCCAGCACUUCCAGAAACCUCGCAUGUCCAACACGUCCUUCAUUGUCAUCCACUUUGCAGAUAAGGUGGAGUACCAUUCAGAUGGUUUUCUUGAGAAAAACAGAGACACAGUGUAUGAAGAGCACAUCAACAUCCUGAAGGCCAGCAAGUUCCCGCUAGUGACUGACUUGUUUAAUGAUGACAAGGAUUCCAUUCCUGCCACCACCACAUCUGGGAAGGGGUCAUCGAAGAUCAGUGUUCGCUCCGCCAGACCCCCCAUGAAAGCCCCCAACAAAGAGCACAAGAAAACCGUGGGCCACCAGUUCCGCACCUCCCUGCAUCUGCUUAUGGACACCCUGAAUGCCACAACGCCACACUAUGUCCGCUGCAUCAAGCCAAAUGACGAGAAGCUCCCCUUCCACUUUGAUCCCAAAAGGGCAGUGCAGCAGCUCAGAGCCUGUGGGGUGUUGGAGACGAUUCGUAUCAGCGCUGCCGGCUACCCCUCCAGGUGGGCCUAUCAUGACUUCUUCAACCGGUACCGGGUGCUUGUCAAAAAGCAAGAGCUUGCCAACACGGACAAAAAGGCCAUCUGCAAGUCUGUCCUGGAGAACCUCAUCAAGGAUCCUGACAAGUUCCAGUUUGGCCGCACCAAGAUCUUCUUCCGGGCAGGCCAGGUGGCAUACCUGGAGAAGCUGCGGGCUGACAAGUUCCGGGCAGCCACCAUCAUGAUCCAGAAGACUGUUCGGGGAUGGCUGCAGAAGGUGAAAUACCGCAGGCUGAAGAGGGCUACCCUGACUCUACAGAGGUACUGCCGAGGAUACCUGGCCCGCAGGCUGGCCGAGCAUCUGCGGCAGACUAGGGCGGCCGUGGUGUUCCAGAAGCAGUACCGGAUGCGCAGGGCCCGCCUGGCCUACCAGAGAGUCCACAGGGCUGCCGUGGUCAUCCAAGCCUUUACUCGGGGCAUGUUCGUGCGGAGAAUCUACCACCAGGUCCUCAAGGAGCACAAGGCCACCAUCAUCCAGAAGCAUGUGCGGGGCUGGAUGGCACGCAGGCACUUCCAACGGCUACGGGACGCGGCCAUUGUCAUCCAGUGUGCCUUCCGGAGGCUCAAGGCCAAGCAGGAGCUGAAGGCCCUCAAGAUCGAGGCCCGCUCGGCAGAGCACCUGAAGCGCCUCAAUGUGGGCAUGGAGAACAAGGUGGUCCAGCUGCAGCGGAAGAUAGACGACCAGAACAAAGAGUUCAAGACACUGUCAGAACAGUUGUCCGCGGUCACCUCCACGCACACCAUGGAGGUGGAGAAGCUGAAGAAGGAGCUGGCACAGUACCAGCAGAGCCAGGGUGUGGACACCAGCCCGAGGCUGCAGGAGGAGGUGGAGAGCCUGCGGACAGAGCUGCAGAAGGCCUACUCAGAGCGCAAAGUCCUGGAAGACACUCACACCAGGGAGAAAGAUGAGCUGAGAAAGCGAGUGGCAGACCUGGAGCAAGAAAAUGCUCUCUUGAAAGAUGAGAAAGAACAGCUUAACAACCAAAUACUGUGCCAAUCUAAAGAUGAAUUUGCCCAGAACUCUAUCAAGGAAAAUCUCCUGUUGAAGAAAGAUCUGGAGGAAGAACGAACCCGGUACCAGAACCUCGUGAAGGAAUAUUCACGCUUGGAGCAGAGAUAUGACAACCUUCAGGAUGAGAUGACCAUCAUAAAGCAAACUCCAGGCCACAGGCGGAACCCAUCAAACCAAAGUAGCUUAGAAUCUGACUCCAAUUACCCCUCCAUCUCCACGUCUGAGAUCGGAGACACAGAGGAUGCCCUCCAACAGGUGGAUGAAAUCGGCCUGGAGAAGGCGGCCAUGGACAUGACAGUCUUCCUGAAGCUACAGAAGAGAGUGCGAGAGCUUGAGCAGGAAAGGAAGAAGCUGCAGGUGCAGCUGGAGAAGAGAGAGCAGCAGGAUGGCAAGAAAGUCCAGGUGGAACCACCAAAGACUGACAUCGAUUUGGACCAGGAUACAGAUCUGGCCUAUAAUAGCCUAAAGAGGCAGGAGCUGGAGUCGGAGAACAAGAAGCUGAAGAAUGACCUGAAUGAGCUGAGGAAAGCUGUUGCCGACCAAGCCAUACAGAACAACUCCACCCACAGCUCCCCGGACAGCUACAGCCUCCUGCUGAACCAGCUGAAGCUGGCCAAUGAGGAGCUUGAGGUUCGCAAGGAAGAGGUGCUCAUCCUCAGGGCCCAGAUCAUGAGCGCUGACCAGCACCGACUGGCUGGAAAGAGCACGGAGCCGAACAUUAAUGCCAGAACAAGUUGGCCCAACAGUGAAAAGCACGUGGACCAGGAAGAUGCCAUCGAGGCCUACCAUGGGGUCUGCCAGACAAACAGCAAGACUGAGGAUUGGGGAUAUUUGAAUGAAGAUGGAGAGCUCGGCUUAGCCUACCAAGGCCUAAAGCAAGUUGCCAGGUUGCUGGAGGCACAGCUACAGGCCCAGAGCCGAGAGCAUGAGGAGGAGGUGGAGAGCCUCAAGGCCCAGGUGGAGGCCGUGAAGGAAGAGAUGGACAAGCAGCAGCAGACCUUCUGCCAGACGCUGCUCCUCUCCCCAGAGGCCCAGGUGGAGUUUGGCAUCCAGCAGGAGAUAUCCCGGCUGACCAGUGAGAAUCUGGACCUUAAAGAACUGGUGGAAAAGCUGGAAAAGAAUGAGAGGAAGCUCAAGAAGCAGCUGAAGAUCUACAUGAAGAAAGUCCAGGACCUAGAAGCUGCCCAGGCACUGGCCCAGAGUGAGAGCAGGCGCGAUGAGCUAACCAGGCAGGUCACGGUCCAGCGGAAGGAGAAGGACUUCCAGGGCAUGCUGGAGUACCACAAGGAAGAUGAGGCCCUUCUCAUUCGGAACCUGGUGACAGACCUGAAGCCCCAGAUGCUGUCAGGCACAGUGCCCUGUCUUCCUGCCUACAUCCUCUACAUGUGCAUCCGGCACGCAGACUACGUCAAUGAUGACCUCAAGGUAAACUCCUUGCUGACCGCCACUAUCAACGGCAUUAAGAAAGUCCUAAAGAAGCACAAUGAUGACUUUGAGAUGACAUCGUUCUGGUUAUCCAAUACCUGCCGCCUCCUUCAUUGUUUGAAGCAGUACAGUGGGGAUGAGGGCUUCAUGACGCAGAACACCGCAAAGCAGAAUGAGCACUGUCUUAAGAACUUUGACCUCACUGAAUACCGUCAGGUGCUGAGUGACCUUUCCAUUCAGAUCUACCAGCAGCUCAUUAAAAUCGCUGCGGGCGUGUUGCAGCCUAUGAUAGUUUCUGCCAUGUUGGAAAAUGAGAGCAUUCAGGGCCUAUCUGGUGUGAAGCCAACAGGCUACCGGAAGCGCUCCUCCAGCAUGGCGGAUGGGGACAACUCAUACUGCCUGGAAGCCAUCAUUCGUCAGAUGAAUUCCUUUCACACAGUCAUGUGUGACCAGGGCCUGGACCCUGAGAUCAUCCAGCAGGUGUUCAAACAGCUCUUCUACAUGAUCAAUGCUGUGACGCUCAACAACCUGCUCCUGCGGAAGGACGUCUGCUCUUGGAGCACAGGCAUGCAGCUCAGGUACAAUAUAAGUCAACUAGAGGAAUGGCUCCGGGGAAGAAACCUUCACCAGAGUGGAGCCGUUCAGACGAUGGAGCCUCUGAUCCAAGCAGCCCAGCUCCUGCAAUUAAAGAAGAAAACCCCAGAGGAUGCUGAGGCCAUCUGCUCGCUGUGCACCUCGCUCAGCACCCAGCAGAUUGUCAAAAUUUUAAACCUUUAUACUCCCCUGAAUGAAUUUGAAGAACGGGUAACAGUGGCCUUUAUACGAACAAUUCAGGCACAACUGCAAGAGCGGAACGACCCUCAGCAACUGCUGUUAGACUUCAAGCACAUGUUUCCUGUUUUGUUUCCAUUUAAUCCAUCUUCUCUGACCAUGGACUCCAUCCACAUCCCGGCGUGUCUCAAGCUGGAGUUCCUCAAUGAAGUCUGA
Molecule: messenger RNA, 5609 nt
Organism: Loxodonta africana (African savanna elephant)
Lineage: Eukaryota; Metazoa; Chordata; Mammalia; Proboscidea; Elephantidae
Gene: MYO5B
Product: myosin VB
Exons: 40
Coding region: 60-5609 (1849 amino acids)
Biological process (GO): vesicle transport along actin filament; actin filament organization
Cellular component (GO): cytoplasm; actin cytoskeleton; myosin complex
Molecular function (GO): microfilament motor activity; actin filament binding; ATP binding
Source: RefSeq, a predicted model, not a curated record